Megachile rotundata (alfalfa leafcutting bee) is the source of this 4156-nucleotide messenger RNA. It is a transcript of the gene DZIP1, whose product is annotated as DAZ interacting zinc finger protein 1. NCBI's taxonomy places the organism in Eukaryota, Metazoa, Arthropoda, Insecta, Hymenoptera, Megachilidae. Gene Ontology annotation, cellular component: ciliary basal body; cytoplasm. Gene Ontology annotation, biological process: cilium assembly. The record is from RefSeq and is a predicted model, not a curated record.
ACCUUUCUAUACUAUUAUAUAUCCCAUGGAUAUUUCACACCUGUUAAAUUUUGUUUACAUCUAAUGUUGUUACUGAGAUCAUGUAUUUAAAAAUGUAAUAAACAGUUAUGCCAUUUGUUACUUCUGUGUUGCAGUAUAAUUAUUUUCUUCUAAAUCUAACAUAGUAUUAAUAAUGACGCAAUCAUGUACUAUAUUUUAUAAUUUUAUACUUUUAAGUAAUAAAUAGUUCUACAGUCUAAACUGUAAAUAAUGGCUAGAUACGUAUAAACAUAUUUGUAAAUAUUAUAAUGGCAUUUUCUCUACACAUGGGCACUAAAUGGUGUCACGAUUUUCCAAAAUUGGCAAGAGAAUCAGGUUUUUACUUCAAUAGACAUAAAUCUAAAGUACGAAUAGAUUGGAAUCGUAUAAGUAGCAUAGAUAUAAAUCAAAUUAUAAGGGACAGAGAUUUUUAUACCAUUGAUGACAAUAUAAAUAAUGUUAUAGAUUAUUGCCUAGAAAGCGAAUACGAUGUUAAAAUUUUAGAUCCAAACUUUGUAAAAAUAUUCCACCUUGCUCAACUAGCAGUUGAAUAUUUAUUAUAUUGCAAACAGUACUUGGAUCAUAGUGUAAUAAUUUUAAAAGAUGAAUUGAGAUCAAAAAUAGAAGAAAAUGUUAAAUUAAAAAAAGAAGUAACUACUUUAGAAGAAACAAUAAAAAGUUUAAAAGAAAAAACCAAAGAGCGGAACAGAUUAAUAGAAACUAAGCUUGGAGAUAGUAAUGGUGAAAUUUAUAGAUGUCCUCAUUGUCCAAAAUCUUUUAUAUCUUCUAUGUUUGUAAGUGCUCACAUUAUACGUCGCCAUGCAUAUGCAUCAGAUUCAUAUAUGCCUGCAUCUCCUAUGCAUGAGCAUUAUCGAAGUGAAACUGAAAAAUUACAUAAUGAAAUAAAAAAUUUGAAGGAAAGAUUAAAUGAAACAGAAAAAGUAAUACGAAAUGAGUCUGAAAAAAUUUCUGAUCAAAGAUUAGUAGAAUAUGAUAAAAAGCAGCCUGUACAAGAAGCUGAUAAUUUAAAAAAUAGCACUAAUAAAUUUGAUGAAUAUCAAGGGUACAAAGGAUAUCAAGAGGAGAUAAAAAAUCUGAAAACUAUGCUAUUUGAUGAAAUACAUAAUUUACGACAAAAAGAAAAAACUGUGUAUGAACACAAUGCUGAAACAAAUGUGCAAACAUUGAUAAGUCAACAAGAAAAAGAGUUUCAAAAAUUGAAAAAUCAACUAUUUGAAAAAUUAAAUCCAGACAUAGAAAGUGUGCACGCAAAAUUACAUGCCCAAGAAAAUUAUUGGAAAUCAAAGAUACAACAGUUGGAAAAUCAACAUCAUAAAGAUGUUGAAAAAUUAGCCAUGGAAUUGAAAUUAACACAAAAAAUAGCUGACAACAUGAAAGCUGAAUAUGAAUCUAAAGUUAGCAAUUUAGAACGUCAAGCUGCAAAUCAAUCAAAUAUUUUAACUGAACAAAGUAAACAAUUACAUUCCUUAUCAAAUGAAAUAAAUGUUUCACAAUUACAUGAAAAGAGUAAUGACUCUGAGAACAAUUUGCCAAAAAAAUACGAUCAAUCUAUCAUAUUGAAUCAACCUAAUGAGACUAAGAAGAAACCAAAUGAAAUUGAUUUUAAGAAGAAAGCCUUUUUGGAUGCAAAAAUUCACCAAGUUGAUGUUGGAAAUAUUAGUAGUUUAAUUAGUUCAAGCCCAAUAAGUAAAGAAAUUCUACUGGUAUCAGAAAAUAAAUUACCAAAGAAUGUACAUACUUUGAAAUCUAGAACUCAAACCAUCAUGUGUGAAAAUAAAAAAAGUAUUAAAGCAGAAAAUACAGAAGAUAUAAAAAAAGGAAAGUUUUAUAAUGAAAAUAAAACAAGAGAUACGUCAGAAUCAGAAGAUUCGAUAUUGGAAACAGAGUAUGAUUAUGAAGUAAAACGAAAAGAACAAGAUUCCGAGUUAGUUAGAAAACCUAACAUAAAUGAACGUAAUAUACAUAAGCAAGGAAGUUCUUCGGGUAGAAACAUUUCGCAAGACAUCCUGUCUCACGUAAAAAAUAACGAAAAAUUUAAAAUUCCACCAGAUAAUCUUUCUUCUGCAACAAACUCAGAAUCAUAUACUUCCGAUUCACAUACACUUUCAGAAUCGGAAAGUAUUACUACAAUUCAUAAUAAUUAUCCAUUGCAUAAACAUACAACACAUACAUUAAUUUCAUCAAAACCUAAAAAAGUAGUAGAACAUGAUUCAUUAUCUAAAAAGCUAGGGAUAAAUUUAAGAGACGUAUUUGAGCAGAAAUUACGUGAUUUAGGAAUAGAUCCUGAAUGGCAGGGAAUACCAAAAGCAACUUUUAAACAAAAAAUGGAUAUUUUAAAACAUCAUGAAAAAAUUGCUGCGAAGAAAUUGCCAAACUAUCCUCAAGUAAAAUUAAAAAUAAUUAAAGAAAUUAUUCGUAAAAUAUCCAAGAAGGAAAAAGCAAUAGAAAAUUUUAAGUAUUCUAAAAAGUCGCCUUCGCAUACAUUUACAACUAAUGUUAAGCAAACGGCAGUAAAGGCAGCCGGUGACAAUAAAUAUCUUGGUCAUGCUUCUACUCUGCAAGAUAAAAUAUCAAAUAACAUCAAUUCCACAUUAGAAAGUGAAGAUUCCCUUCAAAGUACAAUCGACAGUGAAUCGCCUAUUAAACCUGCAAAACCCCCAAGCAUUAAGAAUACAGAAAGAUUAGUAGGAGUUUCUCCAAAUUUGACGAAAUCUUUAAAAAAUGUUCAUCAUGUAAUGAGCUUUCAAGAAUCUCCAAUACAAAAGAGUUCAUUCAGCAAAAUAAAACAAUUGAAUGCAACACUAUAUGAUAAGGAUGUAUUAAAUAGUACAUCUAUGGAGAAUAAUAGUGUCAAUCAUUCAAACGUAGAACAAGAAUUACAAAAUGUUCCAGCAUCUCCAAAACAUAAUAAAAGUGUUCUUAAGUCUACUACUGGUUCAACAAGUAGUUUAAUGAAAAAAAAAGUUAUAUUUGAUUUAAGAAAUGAGAAAGAUAAAGAAUCAGUAUCUGAUUAUGAUAUAAAGAAAGAGGAAUCAUUUUCUGAAUAUGAUGCUAGGAGAGACGAGUUAAACGAUAGUAACUGGAAUACUCCAAGUGAUUUUGAUGAACAAAGACACCAUACUGUAAAAGAAGCUUAUAAACAGUCAGAUAACAUUAUAUUGAGAACUGCUCAGAGUGAUAAAAUAGCUGAAAUAUCAAGAAAACUUGAAGCACAGUUAAAUAUGGUAAGACAAAAACCAGUGGGAUCAGUUGAAACAAUAUUUUCUUCAACAUUUAAACAAAGUAAAGAAAAUCGAGAAAAAGACAUUGAACACAUAAGUGGUACCAGCAUAAAUUCUUUUUUAGAGAGUUCAUUUAAGACAUCGAACUCUAAACUGAUAGAUGAUUCAGGACCAUCAUCACGCAGUGUGAACCAUAAAAUAUCUGAAACUUUAUAUGCAGAAUCUGUAUCAGACGUAUCAGAUUUGGAUUCUGAUAUAGAUAAAAUUUUAAAAUUAGAAUAACUAUAAACAAAUAUUUAUAGAAUGAGUUUAUUUAAAAUCUUCAAGAUCGUACAAAUGUGUUUUACUGUUUGUAUAAAAAAAGAAUUAAUUUAGAACGUUUUGUAUAAAACAAUGACAGUAUUAUUGUAUGCUAAUUUCUAAUUGUAUUUAAUCUAGUCUUUAAUACCAAAGUAUAGUUAUAACAUAAUAUUAAGUCAAGAUCAAAGCUUUAUGUAUUACACAAAACUUUAUUUAUAAAUAAAAAAGAAAGUGCCUUUUUUGUAUUGAAAAGAGUUGUUAUAUUCCAAUUGAUCUAAAAUACGUGCUAAGAACAUGUGCAUAAAAUGGAUUUAAAUUUUCGCACGUUUGACAGUAUCGGUCAAUAAGGUAGGAUGCGACUUUAGAAACCUAAUUAGGACCAACAUGCACGGUAUGAAUGAAAACCCAUCCUUGUGACAAGAACUAUUCAUAUGUAUUUUCUUAGAUAAAAAGCCGCGAGAAGUGAAAGUUUUUAAAUUAAACAAAUGUUUUCAUAGUAAUUUUCCAUAUGUCCGUUUGUUAACUAUAAAAUUCUUAAAUAUUUGUUUAUAAAACUCUUCAUAAAUAAAUAGAACAUCCUAGAACGCGGAAAUAUA